UUUAAAUAAUAAUAAUUUUUUUAUGAAGUAAGGCUUCAGGUUUAUACGGUAAUCUUUUAAAUACUAUUAUUAAGCUAAGUAGCACUAUAUGUGUGUGAAAAAUCUAGCAUAGCAAAUUUUGGUUAAUUCACUCUUUAUUAUGUUUUUUCUUUUAAAUAACCUAAUCUAAUUGAAAACCAAACUUUUCUAAAAAUACAAAUCAAAUUGAAAAAUAAAAUAAAUUAAUUUAAUUUGAUUUUUCGAUUCAAAUUGAUUUUUGUUCACUCUUACUCCGCAAAAUCUAAGAAAAAUGAAGAUAAAUUAAAAUAAAACCAAUAUUGAAAUAAGAUCUUUACCUCUCUUUCUAUGGUAUGUGUUCUGGAAUAGAGUGGGGCCAAAGUUCAUAAUCCGGUUAGUUGAUUAGCAGAUUAAUAGAGUUGGUAUCCAUGAUAAUAAUCCAUUUAUUCAGGAUUUGAGGUUUAGGAGUGGACCUGAGAAAUGGAUUAGGUGGCCAAAACCUACAAUCUUACCUUCCAUUAUGGGAAAUCCAUUAAACUGAUCCUCUUAAAGCAUAACCAAGAACAAACCAAUUAAAACAAACUUGAAAGAGGUUCAUCUGUGCAUGAUGCUGUGUAGGAUAAUAUUCUGCGUUGCAGUUUCUAUAUCCAUACUGUUAGUAAUUCUCUUGUCAGUCUUUUCUCCAGCACCUCACAAGGCUUCAUCACAGGAUCCCUCCAGGCCUUGGGUGGCACUCUCACUGUACAUUCAGCAACCUGAUCACAUUUCAAGCUCCAACUUGCAGCCAGCACUACGCCCGGAUGCUGGAGCUUUUAUUUUCCAUCGCAUCCUCACAGAAGGACCUGAGAACACUUCCAGGGUUAUUGGGAAAGCACAAGGUUUCAUUAUUCCAAUUGAACAUUUUGCACACUCUGCUUUCAAUAUUAUUCAUCUCUCAUUUGAUACACCUCACUACUCGGGCAGCCUGAAUUUGCAGGCCAAGCAUGUAGCACAUAAAGAUAGAGAAGAACUUACAGUGGUUGGUGGAACUGGUUCGUUCGCAUUUGCUCGUGGGCUUGCUGUUUUUGCUCAGACGGAUGGUCUUUCUGCAACUUACUACGUAAAUCUUCAGCUUAGAUUUCCAGAUCGAUCUGAGACAAUUCCAGGAUGACGCUGAGUUUUUCUAGUCAGGUUUAUGAAUCCUCUUCCGCUGUCCAUACUUGCCAACUUUUUAUUCUUGAGAUUGCAACUCCAGUUCUGUCAGAUUGAGUGAGUCAAAUUCAGAUGAAAUUGAAUUUGUAAUUCCAGGAUGUGAUUAAUUUACCUUUUAGUCUGUACAAGAAAAUUCAAGCCAACUAUGUAAUUUAACUUCAAAUAUUAUUUAUGAUCCGUGCAUCGAUUUAC
Molecule: messenger RNA, 1380 nt
Organism: Hevea brasiliensis (rubber tree)
Lineage: Eukaryota; Viridiplantae; Streptophyta; Magnoliopsida; Malpighiales; Euphorbiaceae
Product: dirigent protein 11
Exons: 1
Coding region: 602-1147 (181 amino acids)
Source: RefSeq, a predicted model, not a curated record